This is a messenger RNA of Stomoxys calcitrans (stable fly), 2192 nucleotides long. RefSeq names its product lysophosphatidylserine lipase ABHD12. Gene Ontology annotation, cellular component: endoplasmic reticulum membrane. The record is from RefSeq and is a predicted model, not a curated record. NCBI's taxonomy places the organism in Eukaryota, Metazoa, Arthropoda, Insecta, Diptera, Muscidae. Gene Ontology annotation, biological process: monoacylglycerol catabolic process; phosphatidylserine catabolic process. The coding region runs from base 420 to 1610 and encodes 396 amino acids. Gene Ontology annotation, molecular function: monoacylglycerol lipase activity; phosphatidylcholine lysophospholipase A1 activity. The transcript has 8 exons.
AGUUGUCAGUUGCGGUAUGAUGUGAGUUCUAGUGUUUUUUUUCGUAAACCGAACGCGAUUUUACUGGUAAAUUUUACAGUAAUAACCGUAAAUACAGUAAUUCCAUCAAUUAAUGGAUCAUUCUGCUACAAAAUAUUCGUGUUAUUUUAACAGUGACCUAUUGAAAGUGUGAAUUUUGUGUAUCGUUGUAAUUACAAUUUUUAUGAUUUUUUAAAUCGUGACACAUUUUAAUUAGUUAUGCUUUUUACGCGUAGACGGAAUUUUAUAAAAAGUAAAUCAUCGUGAAAGAGAAACUACUACAAAAAAGAAAUUAAAAACCAAACUUGAGACGCAGUAUUUACAAGCAACAACAAAGAAAAAUAUACAAAAAAAAUAAUAAAAAGAAAAUACAAAACUCUAAAUAAUACUACUACUACAAAAUGUUAAAAGUAAUAUCUUUAGUUACGGUACAAAUAGGCCUAUUGGCUUUCUCAUUAGUAUUCAUAGUAUUUCCCCUGGUAUUCCGAUACUCGGUGACGCUGCAAAGAGGCAUCUUAUUUUUAACAUUUAUUACAUAUCCCAGAGAUCUCGAUUUAAGCAAUCCCUCAAGUGUUGGCCUUUAUGCAACGCGUAGUUUUUUCCUAAAUGUUCCUGAUCCCGAUGUGGAAGAUAAUGUCUCGCAAGAUAAGGAUGACGGUGGCAGGACAAAACGUCAUGUUCGCAUUGGUUUGUGGCAUGUACUACCGAAGCAUGUAGUUAAGCGUUUUGCGAAGGAAAUGCAGUUGAGUGAUGAGGCCCAUGAGGAUCUGAGAAAUGUCACCGAAGUCAAAGACCCAAACAUCGAUCAAUUGGAAACUGUGAUAAAAUCCUCCUUCCCCUUGGUUAAUUCCGAAAAUGAGCAACAAUUCUACGAACGUAUGCUGGCAAUACCAGGUAAUACAAUUGUUCUCUAUCUACACGGCAAUACAGCGUCAAGGGGAUCAGGACAUCGCUUGGACGUUUACAAAUUGUUGAGAAAUUUAGGCUAUCAUGUGAUAUCAUUUGAUUAUCGAGGCUAUGGUGACUCAGAUCCGGUAUCGCCCACAGAGGAGGGUGUCGUACGAGAUGCUAUGACGGUAUACAAUUACAUCAGUAAUUUGACAAUGAAUCCCAUAUUUAUAUGGGGUCAUUCAUUGGGUACUGGGGUGGCAACAAAUAUGUUGGCACAGUUAAACUAUUUGGAUGAUAAAGCAGCCAGAGGUGUUAUAUUGGAGGCUCCGUUUACUAAUAUCAAAGAUGAGAUACGUAUGCAUCCAUUUGCAAGACCUUUUAAGCAUUUACCUUGGUUCGAUCACACCAUUGCCCGGCCCAUGUAUACCAAUUCGUUGCGCUUUGAAUCCGAUCAACACAUUAGUAAAUUCCAACAGCCCAUAAUGAUAUUGCAUGCCGAAGAUGACUAUGUGGUACCCUUUCAGCUGGGCUAUAAACUUUAUCGCAUUGCUUUGGAUACCCGAGGCAAAUCCUGGGGUCCCAUAGAAUUUCAUCGUUUUGAUGGUUCCCGCAAAUUUGGCCACAAAUACAUUUGCUAUGCACCAGAAUUACCAGAACUUAUUAAAAAUUUUGUCAAUAACUACCAUAAGGAUAUCUUCUAAGUGAAUUCGUCAUAUAAUAAUUAGUGUGUGUCUAAAGUCAUUAUGGAACCACCUAAUCCAAAAGUGGUACAUGUAUAGACAGACAGACAGUGAAAACAGUCGUAUCAAUAAUACAUGUGAAAAAAAAUAAAUUGAUAAAAUGUAGCUUUAAAAAUGUUUGUAGUCAAAGAAAAAACAAAAACAAAAAAUUAAGAAAAUGAAAUUAAUCUGAUGUCACUUACACUCCCUCCAUGACUUUAAUCUUGUUUUUUUUUAUAUAUAUAUGUAUAUGUACUAUUAUAAAAUUUUGUAUUUAAUGAUUUUCAAGCAUGAUUUACUUAUGCCACUAUUUUGUUGUCAAUUGUAUUGCAAAUCGAAUUUUCAAUGACUUUUCCAAGCGAACCACAUUGUCAAACAACAUGCAUCACCUUCGCUUCUUAUGGCAUCAUUUUAUAUUCACUCCUCUGCCAUCGUUGCAGAGUUUUAAGUCAUAGUAUUUAAUAAACAAAAAACGAAACAACUUUCCAAGAAAAGAAAAAAAAACUCAAUUCAAUAAAUGAAUAAAUUAUUGUUUAGUGAACAAAAAAUUCAAAACUAAAGUAA